Helianthus annuus (common sunflower) is the source of this 1528-nucleotide messenger RNA. RefSeq names its product GDSL esterase/lipase 5. The coding region runs from base 202 to 1302 and encodes 366 amino acids. The transcript has 3 exons. Gene Ontology annotation, molecular function: lipase activity. NCBI's taxonomy places the organism in Eukaryota, Viridiplantae, Streptophyta, Magnoliopsida, Asterales, Asteraceae. The record is from RefSeq and is a predicted model, not a curated record. Gene Ontology annotation, biological process: lipid metabolic process.
AUGAAGUCUAGAAUGAAAAAAAGGGGGUAUUGAAUCUGAGAGAGAGAGAGAGAGCAAGCAGGAAAUUAUAAAAUGGAUAGAUAGAUGAAUCCGUACAAAUCAACUCAAAAUAGAAAGAGAAGGUUGUUGGUUAUAAUUAGUAGGUGAGUGAGUGAGUCAAACACCUACAUACAUGUGAUUAGAUUUAGAUAAUUAAUUACCAUGUCUCUCUUCUUCCUCCUCCUCCUCCUCAUCUCCCUAAUUAUAUCUCCGGUGGUGGUUGUAUCAGGAGCAGCAGCAGCUCUCUUCCUCUUCGGAGACUCCAUCUUUGAUGCCGGAAACAACAACUACAUUAACACCACCACCCUCGACCAGGCUAACUUCCCUCCCUACGGCCAAACAUACUUCCACUUCCCCACCGGCCGCUUUUCUGAUGGCCGUAUCAUUCCCGAUUUCAUCUGUAAGCAUGCCAACUUACCCUUCAUUCCCCCGUAUUUGGAUCAUCAUCAUCCCAGGAGGAAUUACAACAUCGGAGCCAACUUUGCAUCCGCCGGAGCUGGAGCUCUUCAAGAAACAUUUCAGGGAUCGGUAAUCAGUCUUGAAACUCAAUUAAGGUAUCACAAGAGAGUAGAGAAGCGGUUGAGAAAGAUGUAUGGAAACACCGAAGCCGACACCACCUUGUCAAAAGCUGUCUACUUGUUUAGCAUCGGAUCAAAUGAUUACACAAACCCUUACUUGAUUACCAAUUCCACCCAUUUCAACUCUUCAUAUUCCAACUCCCUCCUCGUACGAAUUGUUAUUGGCAACCUGACAACCGCCAUCAAGGACUUGCAUCUAAGAGGAGCUAGAAAAUUCGGAUUUCUCAAUCUGGGCCCUCUGGGUUGUUCUCCCGGGCUCAGGAUAAUUCUUAAUCCCCCAAAUGACGCUGGGGGCUGUGUACAAUCAGCUUCAUUGCUAGCCACAAUGCAUAACAAGGCACUCGCCAAGUCCUUGAAAAGAUUAGCAAAGCAAUUGCAUGGAUUCAAAUAUUCGUUAUACGACUACAAUCACAGCCUCAAGCAAAGACUAAAACAUCCAUCCAAAUAUGGUUACAAACAAGGGAAAACAGCUUGCUGUGGGACAGGCCGGUUCAGAGGAACAUUCAGCUGUGGAGGGACUAGGCCUGUGAAAGAAUAUUCGGUGUGCCAGAAUCCUAAUGAGUAUGUGUUUUGGGACUCAUAUCAUCUGACUGAAAGAGUGCACCAACAAAUGGCCCAUCAAAUGUGGAACCAACAACCCAUCACAGGAACUUACAAUCUCAAAACUCUCUUCCAAUCACCAUAGCCCAUAAUAUGUAUACAUCUUCAUUUCAUUUUUAUAGGCAAACAAAGGAAUACAUACUAAAUGAUAGUCAUCAAGUCCACCCGGGUGUUGCAACUGGAAUCAGCAACUGCAUAUUUGUAUAAAUACUUGGUUUAAUGUUUCAUCAAUACAAAAAUAAUAAAAACAGAACGCAUGGGGGUCGGGGUUCCGAACCCGUGAUCCCCGUGUUCGUCGGAGUUGUUCAUUA